This is a messenger RNA of Rhopilema esculentum, 3050 nucleotides long. RefSeq lists its product as uncharacterized. NCBI's taxonomy places the organism in Eukaryota, Metazoa, Cnidaria, Scyphozoa, Rhizostomeae, Rhizostomatidae. Gene Ontology annotation, molecular function: oxidoreductase activity, acting on paired donors, with incorporation or reduction of molecular oxygen, reduced ascorbate as one donor, and incorporation of one atom of oxygen. The record is from RefSeq and is a predicted model, not a curated record.
UCUCAUUUAAAGAUGUUAAAAGUCAGAGACAACGCACUCUUGCAAAUAGCCCAAAAAGCGUACGAUUUCGCCACCAAAACGAAAGGAUUUCUACAUAUGGCUUAGAAUUGGUACUACCAUCCAGACAUAAAACGGCAGGACCUCCACUGACUGGGUUACGAGAUUUCCAUAUAUUGAUUUGCCCAUCAGUAAUAACUGUAUGCAUUGCUUCGCAUCUCACUCACGGCUUUUAACUGUCUACCGGUGUUGCGAUAAAUGUUCUAAACAGGUGUUUGGAAAGACCAUAGAAGAAAAGCAUCGGACACUUCACCUGUUGGCGGGGCCCAAAAGAUGAAUACACGCAGGAGCGAUAGGAGCAUGAAUGCGAACAUGUGGUAGCUGAUCAACAGAUUACGGCAACCAAAUCAGCCAUUUUGAAUGUGUGUUGUUUUAUGUGAAUAAUUGGCAUUGUGACGAUAAAGGCAUGUUCAAACAUCUCUAACUUUUCACAAUAAGCACAUCAAUAUGGGACCUUUGUUCUAACAUCGAGUUUCGGAUUUGAAGCAUGUCUGGACAAGCAUUUUAUCGAAGUUGUUGUGAUUGUGUUUUGGAGCGUACUUCCUUCUCUGCUAGAAAAAUGAAGAUUGCAAUUGGACUAACACUUGUGCUACUUACGAACUUUGUUAGAGCUGAUUAUAAUCCAGGAGACAAAGCUGCAUCGUUUAUACUACCGACAUUAUCAGAUCCUUUAGUAUACAAAGCAUUGAAUAACACAAACAUCAAGCCACCUAUUAUUUUCCAUGAGUUCAAUUCGAAAUCGGGAUUUCUUGAAGCACUUUGGAAUGAUGAUUUCUCUAUUCUGGAACUUUUAAAGCAUUCACCAAAUAAUACCCAGUAUGUAUUCUUCUCUUCGGAAAAAGAUGCAAAGAAAACUGCAACAUGGAUGCAGCAAAGAUUCAAAUCCGUUAUUGCAAAACAUUAUUCUGGGGACACAGGGAAAAAUCCAAAAAAGUCUGAGAAGGAAGAAGACAUUGGUCAAAAGCGGUUCUUGAGGAAAGGACAAAGGCAAUUUCCCAAACCAUACAGAGGCAUCGAGCGUCGAUCUUUAAAAGAAAAUGAGUUGCUUGCCGACUAUAUGAAGACGCAUGCUGGGAAGAAGCGUUCAUUUCUCAAAAGCAAAGCAACACUAAACAAAGGCUUUGAUCUAUUUACUAUAAUCGAGGACAACGACGAUAAGAAGCUGUAUGAAGAACCUCAAAAGAGUGAACUUGAGGAAUCCUCGUUAUCAAACAGAGCAGCAGUUGAAUCUAAUGACGUAACCAAAAAAUUUAUGGAACAGUGGAUGAAGAGGUUACAUUUUGUUACCAUCCCUACUUACCAGUUUGGGAACUGGAUACCACUUGUGACAUCACGCUGGUACUGCUCUGGCCAUGGCUGCGGCCUUGAUCAGGCCUCCUUUGAGGGUAAAGCAGACGGAGACGUCAAAUUUGUUUCGAAAAGACUCGACGCUCGAUACGACUGGCUCCCAUCACCGUACACCCUGAAGGCAAAGCACCCCAAGACGAAGAUUGUCGACUACGGAGAUGGUUGCAGCGUUAAAGAAAAAAUAUAUGCAGCAUCAUCAAUUAUUCUUGUCAGUAGAAAGGGAUCUUGCUCGUUUUUCGAGAAGAUUCAAGUGGGAAGCAAGGCCAAAGCAAUAGCAGUGAUUAUUUAUUCAAAUGAAAACGAGGCGCUCACUGAUAUGACAUGCGUCAAGGAAGAGUGUGCAACUGAGCUCAAGCUACCGGGUACUAUGAUCACGUUUGAGGCCGGUAAAGCGCUAUUGGAUCUUUUAAAAGAGGGCGAAGAUAUUUACGUGCGAUUUCAGCAUACUCCAACUCGAAAUUUCUUCUUGGCUAUUGAUGAGCAGUGCAAGCUACAGGAGCUGGGCUGGCUGCUCUUUCCAUCCAUGCGAUUUUUGACGUAUCAAGCAGAAUGGAUGAACUACAUGACAGCCUUAUUGAAAAAGAUUUCAAAACAAGAGAGGACCAUUAACGUCUUUAAUCACACCAUAAUGCAUGGAAAAGUUGGUGUGGUGAAAAAAAUACCAAUGCCCUCACUAAAAGAAAUGCAGUGGCAUAGUCAAGUUUACCUUGACAUGUCUCUGAGUUGUCCGGGGAAUACCGACUAUUCUUGUCCGCAUUGGGACCAUACUGUGCAACUCUUUCUUGAUUGCGGAGGAGGUCAGUUUGCAGGGGAGGAGCUUGGUCGAUGGAUCACGCCAUUCAGAAGGAGAAUUGGUAGAUGGCUUACACCGAUAAAACCUUUAAUUCCAAUGUUUACGUCAGAGAAUUGCACAUUCACAAUGAAGACGGUUCCCUGGGCAAUGCCAUGGAAACCAGCACUACGAAUCCAACUUUCACCGAAAAUUCCCAAGAGUGAGGCAUCGGACACCUUGGUUCCCUACAAAAUCAAGAAGCUUUUUAAUGGUGGAACGUUUGACAAAGGCUACAACAAGAAAUAUAAGCCAGUUGAAUUUAUCGUCCCAGCCAAUGCUAAGAAAGUAAAAAUAUAUGCCGUUAUAACAGGACAUGGCAGUGAUGAGAACAACUGUGCUGAAUUCUGCGUUACUUCCCAUAACUUUAUAGUGAAUAAAAAGUACACGAACACGCGUGUUUUCAGUAAUGCAGGGACACCUACUGGCUGUGCAGAUCGUGUUUCCGAAGGUGUAGAACCGAACGAGCAUGGAACGUGGUUGUAUGGACGGGAUGGCUGGUGUGAUGGUCAAGAGGUUGAUCCUUGGCUUGAAGAUAUUACUGAUCAAGUGAAAAUGAAUGAACAAGUUAAUGUUAUAACUUAUCGUGGUUACUUCAAUGGUAAAGAUCCGGCACCAAAGAGUAAUCCAGGCUAUAUCAUUAUGCACUCUUUUAUUGUAUUUUACAAGCCAUUAGAAAACUAGUACCAAGAUACGAGUUUUUAACCUUCUCUUUUGUGGCUGUAGUAAAUUUUUUUAAUUUUCUGAUGCAUGAGGUAUCAUAGUUUUGUUACGCCGUUGUAUGUAAACAUUUUGCAUAGAUUUUGUAACAGAAGGA